AUGCCUCAGCGAGAAAGGAGAGGACAAAGAGCCAAACUUGGGGGGAAAGGCCCAGUAGAGGAAGAAGAAUCAGCAAAGGAAACUCAGAAGGAGGUGAGGACUCUCUUCUUCACCAUAUCUUCUCACAAGACUUUCAGGAUCAAGCAAUUCCUGGCUAAGAAACAGAAGCACAAUCGUCCCAUUCCCCAGUGGAUUCGGAUGAAAACUGGUAAUAAAAUCAGAUAUAACUCCAAGAGGAGACGUUGGAGAAGAAUCAAGCUGGCUCUAUAA
Molecule: messenger RNA, 270 nt
Organism: Kogia breviceps (pygmy sperm whale)
Lineage: Eukaryota; Metazoa; Chordata; Mammalia; Artiodactyla; Physeteridae
Product: large ribosomal subunit protein eL39-like
Exons: 2
Coding region: 1-270 (89 amino acids)
Biological process (GO): translation
Cellular component (GO): ribosome; cytosolic large ribosomal subunit
Molecular function (GO): structural constituent of ribosome
Source: RefSeq, a predicted model, not a curated record